Molecule: messenger RNA, 2312 nt
Organism: Ailuropoda melanoleuca (giant panda)
Lineage: Eukaryota; Metazoa; Chordata; Mammalia; Carnivora; Ursidae
Product: oxysterol-binding protein-related protein 9-like
Cellular component (GO): membrane; Golgi apparatus; cytosol
Molecular function (GO): sterol binding
Source: RefSeq, a predicted model, not a curated record
UCCCGGGGGACCGGCUGAACCUGAGUGGAUCGACUUCACUGCAGUGUGGGGGGAUACGGCCUGAGGGAGAAAAAAGGGGUGCUUGGAAGCAGCCCCCGAUUCCCUCCCCUGGAGGCACAGAGGGCGGGGGCCUUGGCGAAUGGCUUUCUUGCUGGCCACUGGCGGAGGUUUGGAUUCAGGAUUUGUUCCUAGUGUCCAAGACUUUGAUAAGAAACUUACAGAGGCUGAUGCUUACCUACAAAUCUUGAUAGAACAAUUAAAGCUUUUUGAUGACAAACUUCAAAACUGCAAAGAUGAUGAACAAAGAAAGAAAAUUGAAACUCUCAAAGAGACAACAAAUAGCAUGGUAGAAUCAAUUAAACACUGCAUUGUGUUGCUGCAGAUUGCUAAAGACCAGUGUAACGCGGAGAAGCACGCAGAUGGAAUUAUAAGUACUAUUAAUCCUGUAGAUGCAAUAUAUCAACCUAGUCCCUUGGAACCUGUGAUCAACACAAUGCCUACCCAGACUGUCUUACCUCCAGAACCUGCUCAGUUGUGUAAGUCAGAGCAGCGUCCAUCUUCCCUACCAGUUGGACCUGUAUUAGCUACCCUGGGACAUCAUCAGACUCCAACACCAAAUAGUACAGGCAGUGGGCACUCACCACCUAGUAGCAGUUUGACUUCUCCAAGCCAUGUCAACUUGUCUCCAAAUACUGUCCCCGAGUUCUCUUAUUCUAGCAGUGAAGACGAAUUCUAUGAUGCUGAUGAAUUCCAUCAAAGUGGCUCAUCCCCAAAGUGCUUAAUAGAUUCCUCUGGAUCUGCCUCAGCCUUGACACACAGCAGUUCAGGAAAUAGUCUAAAGCGCCCAGAUACCACAGAGUCACUUAAUUCUUCCAUGUCCAGUGGAACAAGUGAUGCUGACCUUUUCGACUCACAUGAUGAUAGAGAUGAUGAAGGGGAGGCAGGGUCAGUGGAAGAGCACAAAAGCGUUAUCAUGCAUCUCUUGUCACAGGUUAGGCUUGGAAUGGAUCUUACUAAGGUAGUUCUUCCAACAUUCAUUCUUGAAAGAAGAUCUCUUUUAGAAAUGUAUGCAGACUUUUUUGCACAUCCGGACCUGUUUGUGAGCAUUAGUGACCAGAAGGAUGCCAGAGAUCGAAUGGUUCAGGUUGUGAAGUGGUACCUCUCCGCCUUUCACGCAGGAAGGAAAGGAUCGGUUGCCAAAAAGCCAUACAACCCCAUUUUGGGCGAAAUCUUUCAGUGUCACUGGACAUUGCCAAAUGAUACCGAAGAGAACUGUCCAGAUUACAGACUGACUCAUUACAGGUCUAUCCUCACAGUGCCCUGGGUGGAACUAGGCGGAGAAUGCAAUAUCAAUUGUUCCAAAACCGGCUAUAGUGCAAAUAUCGUCUUCCACACUAAACCUUUCUAUGGGGGCAAGAAGCACAGAAUUACUGCUGAUUUUUCUCCAAAUGACAAGAAGUCUUUUUGCUCAGUUGAAGGGGAAUGGAAUGGUGUAAUGUAUGUAAAAUAUGCAACAGGGGAAAAUGCAGUUUUUAUAGAUACCAAGAAGUUGCCUAUAAUUAAGAAGAAAGUGAGGAAGUUGGAAGAUCAGAAUGAGUAUGAAUCCCGCUGCCUUUGGAAGGAUGUCACUUUCAACUUAAAAAUCAGAGACAUUGAUGCAGCAACCGAAGCCAAGCAUAGACUUGAAGAAAGACAAAGAGCAGAAGCUCGGGAAAGGAAGGAGAAGGAAAUUCAGUGGGAGACACAGUUAUUUCAUGAAGAUGGAGAAUGUUGGGUUUACGAUGAACCAUUACUGAAACGUCUUGGUGCUGCCAAGCAUUAGGUUGGGAAAUGCAAAGUUUACACCUGACGACCAGGGCAAUAGGCAUAAUUAAGCAACAAUCUUCCUUUGGGAGAACCUAUUCACUCCCUUCUUAUUGCAGUGGUUCCUAUCUCAGGGAUACUGGACUUUCUGAUGCAGAUGAACAAUUAAAGCAAGAAAAGCUUCCCUUUUUUCCUUUUCUGUGGCAGUUACAAUUUUGACUUCAGUCCUGAGAAAAACUUCAGGUUUUGAAAACAAGAUGUCUGCUUUUUUCCCCAAACCCUGUGCUUUGAAAAGCAUUUAUAAAUCCCGGUCUUAAACCUUGCACACCUAGUAUGGCUGUUAAGAUAUACAUCUGUUCCUAGUUCAUUUAAUCUUGGGUUCUACAUACAUAUACACACACACAUAUACCUAAUGCCAGAUUUUUCAUAAAUACUCCAUCUGUAAAUAUUGGUUUCUCUGAGUUGUUUUAGAAACUUAGUGCAAUGUAUUAAAAUCAAGUGUUAGGAAA